AUGCAACAUAAGUCAAACACUAGAGCAGGACUGGCGGUAAUGGGGAUGGCAGGGAGCCAGAGAUGCUUCUAGGCCAGUUGUACCCUCGCACUUUGCGCAGCUCACACGCUUGAGAUCGCGCGUCAUGGCGGCUCUAUCCCAGCAGCAAUAUCAUCAGCAGAGUGCACCACUGGUCACGGCAUCCGACCAGGAGGCCCAUACUCCGCUUGCAGUGCCUCGCGAUGAUAUUGCAAUGGAAGCACCCGAAGAGCUGGAGACGGGCAUGUCAGACUUUUCGUUUGUCGCAUCAGAUUGCUCUGUUCUCCUCGAUCGACGUUCGUACUGGCGACUCUUCGUACGCCAUCUGCUCUCCCUGCUCCCUGCACUCUCACUCGUGAUCGCCCUCGCCUUCGCAGCGCACCAUGUACCCUGCGAGCUACCCUUGCAAAACAGCACGGGCGAAGACACCGUGGCUCGCUGCGAUGAAGCGUUGCACACGGGUCUGACUCUCGCGGCGUCGCUCAUCGGUGGCGUCGCUUGGCUUGCAGCAUGGAGCCUGCGCUCGGCAAGCUGGCUCAUCGCCUCGUACUUUGCAGCAUUCCCCCACGUCGGGUACGCAGAGAUCGACCCGAUCGCCACGUCGCUUGUAUCCAUCUUCAUCCGCACAGCGUGCAUUGAGGCACUUCGGCUUUGUUCCCUCGCGGUCGGCUAUGGGCUCUUCAUCGCAGAGGCCACCAUCAACCCAAAGGUGGCUGAUCAUUCUCUGGUGCCCGCUGAUGUAGCAUUUGCCGCAACAGACGAGUUCGCUUACUCUACUAUGCGGCUUCACGACGCCUUUGUGUUACGAGCACGCGACCCGCGCUUCAGCAUCGCGAUAUGGGUAUCUUUCGGCUGGGCUGUGGCCGAAACGGCUAUCGGCUGCGUACAAAUUCUGCAGCAACUGUCGCUCUACGCUUCGCCACUAGAAGUGCCGCUGAGAUCAUCUUCCAUCUUGCCUGUCGUCCUGGCACCGGCAAACACAUUGAGCCCAAAGCCGCUUCGCGCACCACCGCGUUGGCCCGCGCCUGCUGGGCGACAGCAGCGCGGCGGGCUCGAUUCAAGUGUGGACACCGUUCUGCGAGGCAGCGCGACAGGGGAUGGUAAGGCAGGUAAAAAUGACGGCGCAGCUGCGCUCUCCUUGAACCUUUCGUGCAACGAGGAGACGGGCGCUAUCCCCGCGAGCCUGCCAUCACCAAAGCUGGCACCCGCCACUGAAGACCCGUCCGCACAACUCCAGCAUGCGAGGGAUGAGCUGGCGCGAUUGACACGCCGCGACAUACCGCAGUACGGCGCAGCGGACGGGGCGGCCGCUUCGACGUCUGGUGCCAUUGCGACACCGGCCGCUGACCAAGGCACCACACAUCCAUGCAAGGCUGCUGCGCCUGCGAUCCUAGUGGGAAACCUCAUCGGCGACGAGGCGCAGUCGUCGCAUAGUGCACAGCUCAUCACCAGCCCUGUGCAAGCAGCAGACACUGAUGGCAGGACGUGGAAAGGAGAAUAUGAAGACGAAGAUGAAGAGGAGGAAGCGGAGCUACCAGAAUUGGACGCUGAUGAAAUUGAAGAGGAGCGAUUUGAAGAGCUACUGCGCAGACGGCAGCGGGAUGAAUUGGAGGACACGCUGGGCGUGCCAUUACCGGAUGUGCCCGUCACGCUCUGUCUGCUCUGGCGAGUCGAUGGCGUCCUCUUCAAUCUGGGUGCUUCGCUUAUCAUCGCAGCAGCACUGGCCCGAGGUCAAGGACCUCUACACGUCCGUCCGUUGCAUUCUGCAUUGACUUCAAGCUUACAAGCCCCUCAGCAUGGCGACGAUGCGCACAGCGUACCCCUGCUGCCGGAAUUGCACACGUACGCCACGAGCGUCGUCGUCAUCUUUCUCGUACACAGUGCACUCAGCUCGAUCUGGCAACUGAGCGUACCGCGCUUUGGUUUCGCGCUCGUCACUUACAGUUCGCUGAUCAUUGCGCUCGCGCUCGUGCUCAUCGGCCUCGCGCAGUGGGGCGUGCUCGUUUGAGCAUCGGCUCAACGUCCAUCGUGACAAACUUAUACACAUGUAUAGUACGAACAGCUUGUGCGUUCCAAGCAUCAAUCAGUACGAGUGUAUACCAUGCAAUCC
Molecule: messenger RNA, 2128 nt
Organism: Tilletiaria anomala UBC 951
Lineage: Eukaryota; Fungi; Basidiomycota; Exobasidiomycetes; Georgefischeriales; Tilletiariaceae
Exons: 2
Coding region: 125-2026 (633 amino acids)
Source: RefSeq, a predicted model, not a curated record